CGGAAUGACCAGCACUUGUGUAGAAUGUGGAAAUUCUGUACAAAAUUUAUAUACCCAAUACAGUAAAGAUAAUAUUCGAUUGACAACUUGUCAUCGUUGUAAUAAAUUUGCAGACAAAUAUAUUGAACAUGAUUUUAUUAUUAUAUUCAUCGACAUGUUAUUGCAUAAGCCGCAAGUAUAUAGACACCUUUUAAUUAACAGAAUAACCGAACAAGACGGCGUCGAACCGCAUGUAUUUAGGUUUGCAAUACUGCUGAUCCUUUUUGAGGUUUACAUCAAAUGGUUUAGAUUAGAGAGAUAUUACACAGAAUAUGAUUCAAAAUUCAUUCAACAACCACUUUAUUAUCAAUACCUUUACAUUUUAGCACUUUGCAUAUUCGAGUUCAUUGUAUUUCAUUGCUGUAUCAACGUUGCUAUCAGAUGGUACUUCCGAAACCAAGAGAAGAGGAUAAGGUACAACUACGUUUCGAUGGCAUUGAUUAUAUCCAGUUUUGGGAAAAUGCUGUUAAUCUUGAUGGUUAUCUGGGAUUACAAGCAGUUAGAGUAUUCAUGGCUGGUCAGUAUCAUUGUCUUGGCUUCCAACACAGAAGCAUUAUCGGUGUACAUGGAUAUACCCUAUUUUCAAACGUUAAUGAUAAUUUCAUUUGGUAUACUCGGUAGAAUUUGUGCGCAAUUUUUAUUUUUAAACCUGACGUAUUUCGACGAUACUAUUGAAGGCGUCUCUUACCUUGCAAAGUCAAGAUGGGUAAGCAUAUAAAAAAUAAAGAAAUCAUUUGUCUAUUGAGACGGGUUUUUAUAUUGGUAGCGCUACUUGGUUGUUGAAUGUGGAUAGAUGACUACCGAAUGUCAUUUCUCUUUACCUAUAUUUUACCGCGUCAUUAUUUGUUACUUUGGUAGAGCUGUAAAAGUUGAGACAUCAUGUGUUUUAUUUUUUAAACAUUUGACUUUAAUGACGGUAGAGAAUUUAAAGCAACGCCGACUAUCCAAGAAUCUAAUAUGCUGCGGAUAUUGGCGGUUAUGCAGUUGUCGAGAGACAAGAUUUAGUUUACCGGUUAGUGCCUAACAAAUACCAAUAUGAAAAAUAAUGAGGUUCAACUUAUUUUAUAAUAUGAAACUUCACUGAAUUAUGUAAUAUUUUACUUUUCACGCUGCUUUCGAAGAGAUAACUACUUAAUAUUCACUCACACCUGGAUAAAAUGCAUCUCAUUUUGA
This is a messenger RNA of Mucor mucedo, 1212 nucleotides long. RefSeq names its product Arv1-like family-domain-containing protein. The coding region runs from base 5 to 757 and encodes 250 amino acids. The transcript has 7 exons. The record is from RefSeq and is a predicted model, not a curated record. Gene Ontology annotation, cellular component: cortical endoplasmic reticulum; Golgi apparatus. Gene Ontology annotation, biological process: regulation of plasma membrane sterol distribution; sphingolipid metabolic process; sterol metabolic process. NCBI's taxonomy places the organism in Eukaryota, Fungi, Mucoromycota, Mucoromycetes, Mucorales, Mucoraceae.